UGCUCCGGACAGAGGAGCCUGAGAACAGUUUUUUCGUCAGCUGGUUGCUGCGACUCGUAGCUACGUCAACUGUCUAUGAAGACAACAACAAGUUAACUCGGGCCACUAGUGAACCAGCAGCGAGCCCUAACAUGAGAGGGGGGAAGGCCCCGUCUCCGCGGUGCGAAGUUGGCAAACUUUAACAGCCAGACUCGGUCGCGUUUUCCAGCGCCGCUGGCAGCAAGCCCCAUGACUGGGAGACUUUUAUUGUCCUAGCUUGCUGGCUAACGUUAGCUAUUUGUCUGGUGAGGUAUGGCUACCAGAGAGGUGUCUUUUCGGCAGAAGUACCGUCACCCACCGGUGACUGUGAAGCAGGAGCAGGAUGACGACUCGGACGCGGAGGAGCCUCACCUGGGGCUGCGGAGGGCGGACGGGCUGGAGUGUCAGAUCAUCCACAGCGGACAUUUCAUGGUGUCGUCGCCCCACAGCGAGCACCCCCCGAAGAAGGGCUACGAUUUCGACACUGUCAACAAACAGACCUGUCAGACGUACCAUUUCGGCAAGGCGAGCAUGUCGCACCUCUCCAUAGACGCGUCCCUCACCAAGCUCUUUGAGUGCAUGACUCUCGCGUACAGUGGCAAGUUGGUGUCUCCCAAAUGGAAGAACUUCAAAGGGCUAAAACUGCUUUGGAGAGACAAGAUCCGCCUCAACAACGCCAUAUGGAGAGCCUGGUAUAUGCAGUAUGUGGAGAAAAGGGAGAAUCCUGUUUGUCAUUUUGUGACACCCCUGGAUGGAACUAUGGAUUUGGAUGUCCAUCGUCCUGCAGAGGCCCUCGCCACAGAGGGGAAAUGCUGGAAAAGAAGAAUUGAAAUUGUUAUAAGAGAAUACCACAAGUGGAGAACAUACUUUAAGAAAAGGCUACAGAAGCACAAGGAUGACGACCUAUCGAGCUUGCUUAAGGGGCCAGAGGAGCAGUUAUCGCUGUUUGGGGAAGUGUCUCCAGACAUGCUCCGUGUCUCCUUUUAUCAGGAUGAAGAGACUGCUGCACGCCGUGUGACUCGUAAACAUAAUGAACCGCCUGCCCCAAUGGAGAUGGACCCCCUCUUUGACAUGGAUGUUCUGAUGUCUGAGUUUUCAGACACAUUGUUCUCUACAUUGGCCUCGCAUCAGCCAAUAGCCUGGCCCAACCCAAGGGAGAUUGCUCAUGCUGGGAACGCAGACAUGAUCCAACCAGGACUCAUCCCCUUACAGCCCAACCUAGACUUCAUGGACUCGUUUGAUCCACUGCAAGACUUAUUUCACAGCCUCCGUCAGCCCGUCUUCCCCCCUGUUUCCCCCACUGCAUCAUCUGUCACCCCUCUACCCAGCAGCAGCUCUCAGUCACAGGUCCAGUUAAUGUCUUCUAUGCAGCUCAGCGGCAACCACAUCACUCCCUCUUGUCCCCUGCCCAUCCCCUCUCCCAUGGCUGGUCAAACCAGUCGGUCAGGUGGCAGCGGAGGCACUGACUUUGUACAAAACUACUUGUCCCUUUUUCCUGGGCAGGUGACGGCCAGUGAUCAAGCAGGCGUUUCCCAUGAUCCUCUGGCACAGUGCCUUCCAGGUCAGGACAUGGGCUCAGCAGCACCCAUGGUUCCCUCACCCUUGAACAACACCUCAGCACUGGAUGAGACUGUAGCGCACUCUGUGAUCACACACACAGCCUCCUCCACGGUCACGCCCAGCAACACAGCUACCACCUUCAGCCACAGCUCAGACUACAGCUCCAUGUCCACACAACCUCCACCUCCUUCAUCUCAACUCCAACCCUUGGCCGCGUUACCCAGCACUCCCGUCCACCCUCAGACGUUUGCUCUGCCUCGCCCCUUUCAGCCAUGCAGUGCCAACAAAAGCCGGCCCAUGCAAAGGAUUGCUCCUGCUAACCCCCUCCCUCAGUCCCACCUCAUCCUCACAGCCCCAUUUCCAGGUCAUGCCAAUGCUGUAAUUGUUACACCCACACCCCUGAAAGCAGAUGUGGUCUCUAACGCUGGUGUUGUUAUCACUCCUUCUCAUCUUGGAGCGACUCCUGGAUUUCACGUCGUCCAGAAGUCUCCCCAGCCGAUUGUCCCCAAAGAAAAGUCAUAUUCUUCCAGUCGCAAAAAUCAGAAAGCUUCCUCUACUGUUGUUCACAGUCAGCCAGGAUCCGGUCAAGGAUCGCCAUGUGGGUUAGAUCAGGUUCCAAGUCCUCAGUCACUAAUCAGCAGCAGUACAGCUCUUGUAAAGAAUGAGCAAAAUCAGGGCCGAAGGACAACGCACAUAUCUGCUGAGCAAAAGAGACGAUCAAACAUAAAUAUUGGCUUUAAGACACUCUGCGGCCUGGUUCCUACUCUAAAGUCACAGUCAAAUAUCAGUAAUGCAGUCACGUUGCAGAAGACAGUGGAGUAUAUCGGGAAGCUCCAGCAGGAGAGGCAGGCGAUGCAAGAAGAGGUCAAGAGACUACGAGAGGAGAUAGAGGAGCUCAACACUUCCAUUAACGUGUGUCAGGAGCAGCUGCCUGCGACGGGGGUACCAGUGAGGCGGCAUCGCUUCGACCACAUGCAGGAAAAGUUUAAUGAAUAUGUCAAGAGCCGCACUCUACAGAACUGGAACUUCUGGAUUUUCAGCAUCAUUAUCAAGCCACUCUUUGAGUCUUUCAAUGGGAUGGUGUCAACUACAAGCAGAGCAGAGCUGUGUCAGACUACGCUGCAGUGGCUCGAUCGUCACUGCUCGCUUCCGGUGCUCAGACCCAUGGUGCUGAGUACUCUUCGCCAGCUGAGCACAACUACGUCCAUCCUCACCGAUCCAUCGCUGCUUCCUGAAGAAGCUGUCCAGGCUGCCACACGCACAGAUGCUUCGUCUUUCUCUCAGAGGAAUUGAGGUGACCCCUAAAGCCACCUGCCCCUCUUUAGCAUAAACCAUCAACAAAGGCAUAUCACUAGUUGUUCUUAUAGCUGUUGAGCAAGGUCACAACGAUAAAUCCAAACUAUGUCAGGCUUGUGUUCCCUCUGAAUGUAAGGCAGGGAGAGAUUUUGCUCUGUUGUACAUUGAAAGUUGGGAAUGAUGCAUGAAAGGACCUCAACAAUUUUGCAAAAAAAAAAAAGGCUUUUAUUACAUUGUGUUUAAAAUAACUACUACUUUCACCUGCUUGAGGUGACAAUCUUCUUCGUACUUUAUUGGAUGCUGGUACUUGUGGUUUAUUUCGUGAACAACAAUUUAUAUUUAAAGUAAAUGACAUUUUUAUUGCAAAAGCAACAAUGUGUUCAAAAGGGAAAUAAUAAAUGAAUGUUAAUUUUGUGCUCUUGCUCAGAUGUAUAAAUGUCUGGAUAUGACGCUUUUGUUUUUUCCAUCAAGAGAUGAGAUUAAUGUGGAUUUUGUAGGACUUGCUCUUAGCGUAGUUUAUGGUUUUAGGAGGCUUGAAAACCUUCCAGAAAGACUUCACAGCAGAUUGUAGAGCAUCGACUGAAACAUGGCGAAGCUGAUGGCUCGUGGGCCGGUCAGCGCCUAAUCAGUACCAGGAGGAUGCGAGUUUGGUUGUAUUUUCCAUCCCUAAAUUACUCAGGUGAAAGUUAUUUUGCCAGUUAACGGGCAUGGUUUUCUGGUGGUUUUCCGUCCAUGCCGAACUUCUGCCUUCAUACUUUUGCUCACUGUGUCCAUUUGUAGUGAUUUCAACUGCAAUUUACACACAGCAGCAGCAGCAGCAGCAGCAGUAGUAGUCAUCUUUAACAUGUUACACACAUGGAUACUACUGCGCAGGUCACAGCACAGUGGAGCAAUACUACUUACAGCCCUCAUAGGGAGCAUAGUGAAAUAGCAGUACACAAUAUAUUUAUAUUCACAUGUACAGUGUUAAAAGAUUUUUGCGCAGUAGGGGUCUUUUCUGGUCUUCGUCAGUGACUCAGGGCUACGCUUGUGUGCGUAAUGUUUUUUUUUUCCAUUCAUCUGAACAAAUCAAGUCAGGAUCCUUCUCUGCAGGAAUGCUUGUUGACUACAAGGGUACAGGUUAUGUCACGUGGUUUAAUUUUUUUUUUCUUCUUCUCAUGGUUACACUAAUUUAUAACGUGUUAACGACAGAAGAAAACAAUCAGUCUGUCACAUGAAGACAGCACACAGAAACUCAUAAGAAGCCAUAUCAAAGAGCAGUUUACCCAUCCGCACAGGUCAUUUGUUGUGUUACUGACAUUAUGGUUAACGGAGAACUGUGCUCUGUUGACGGCGUGAGAAUUAGACACGAUGCAGAUGUAGUUAGCAUGUCAGCUGUAAGGUCAAAGUGUCCUUAACUGUGCUGAUUUGUCUUUUCUUUGUUUUGUUUUUUUUGUGGUUCAGCACUCCUCAGGCAGACAUGGAUUUUUUUUUUUAUAUGUAUUUUUGCUUUCUUUUUGUGCAGAACAACUGAGUUUACGGUAGCACAAUGCACCACUUUGAUGGACGUGCAGCUUUUUGCGUGCAGUCUUUUCUUGUGAAUGUGGAUGAGUGUCUUUUAAAUGAGAGAUUUUUCUUGCUUUCAGGCUAAUUUGCCUGUCGGUGUAUAGAUGGUGGUAGCAGUGAUCAAAAUUCAACACUUUUUCAAUGCACAACUAUUUAGUGUUGCAAAACACACAUGAAGAGCUCACGUGUACCCCAAAAUAAUUUAUACAAAAAGUUCAAAUGCACCAAUGAAUGCAGCUAUGGUUGUCAUGAUUGCAAGUGAUAAAAUUUCCCUUUUUGACUUUUUGUUUUUUAAAGAAUUUUCUCUACUUCAAAGAAUGACAGCACAAAAAGGCCCCUAUGUUCACCUUAAGCUUAGCGUUUGUGUGAUGAUUUCAUUUGGUUUUCUUCCUCUUUCAUUCAGUGCUUUUAAAUGUUUGUCAUACCAGGUUGGAUUUCCAGCUGUUAUUUGCUGUUUUUAUGAGGGGAUUUUAUACCGGAUGAUGUACAGUGUAUCAUUGCAGAUUGGAUCUGCCCAUGUUAGUUCUUCCCACAUUUAGUAUUUUAUUUGUUUUAAGAAAAGAUAUUUUCUUAUGCUGCAUUUUAGUGUUUUUUUGUUUUCUUUGUAAAAUGUCUACAUGCAACAUGUAUAUUUUAAAAUGCCUUAAAUGAUUC
This is a messenger RNA of Stegastes partitus (bicolor damselfish), 5073 nucleotides long. RefSeq names its product MLX-interacting protein-like. Gene Ontology annotation, cellular component: nucleus. The transcript is spliced from 17 exons. The record is from RefSeq and is a predicted model, not a curated record. Gene Ontology annotation, biological process: regulation of transcription by RNA polymerase II. Gene Ontology annotation, molecular function: RNA polymerase II cis-regulatory region sequence-specific DNA binding; protein dimerization activity; DNA-binding transcription factor activity, RNA polymerase II-specific. NCBI's taxonomy places the organism in Eukaryota, Metazoa, Chordata, Actinopteri, Pomacentridae. The coding region runs from base 292 to 2871 and encodes 859 amino acids.